AUGCGUCUCGGUCAUCAAGAAUUUAGACGAAUAUUGAUUUCAAUGCCUGAGAUAUGGCAUUUUGUUGACAGGAUUAACUGCAGAAAAAAAGGUGGAAUAUGGUUCAGUAUUGAUGGGGCUGGGGUAUUCUUAUCAGUGUUGAUCCACAAUGUGGCUGGUGCAGGAGACAUAUCAGCUGUGAAGAUCAAGGGUUCGAGAACCGGGUGGCUGCCAAUGAACAGAAACUGGGGGCAGAACUGGCAUAUAAACGCUGAUCUAAAAAACCAACCGCUUUCUUUUGAGGUGACUAGUAGUGAUGGAUUAACUGUUACAUCUUACAAUGUUGCUCCAAAAGAUUGGAACUUUGGGCAGACCUUUGAGGGCAAGCAGUUUCAAUCUUGA
Molecule: messenger RNA, 381 nt
Organism: Helianthus annuus (common sunflower)
Lineage: Eukaryota; Viridiplantae; Streptophyta; Magnoliopsida; Asterales; Asteraceae
Product: expansin-A13
Exons: 1
Coding region: 1-381 (126 amino acids)
Biological process (GO): plant-type cell wall organization
Cellular component (GO): extracellular region
Source: RefSeq, a predicted model, not a curated record